Ipomoea triloba (trilobed morning glory) is the source of this 2830-nucleotide messenger RNA. RefSeq names its product mitogen-activated protein kinase 15. Gene Ontology annotation, molecular function: ATP binding; MAP kinase activity. Gene Ontology annotation, cellular component: cytoplasm; nucleus. The record is from RefSeq and is a predicted model, not a curated record. Gene Ontology annotation, biological process: protein phosphorylation; intracellular signal transduction. The coding region runs from base 616 to 2298 and encodes 560 amino acids. The transcript has 10 exons. Lineage: Eukaryota; Viridiplantae; Streptophyta; Magnoliopsida; Solanales; Convolvulaceae.
AAAGGAAGUCCACAUUCGAAGAAGACCAAACGCCAGACACCAGUUUUUUCUCAAAGAUAUUCCUUCUCUCUCUUCCCUCUCUCUCUGCGCCUCUCCACCCCAAGAUCUAGCUGUGCUAACUCUCUCUCUCACUCUCUGUGUUUGCGCAUUGAUAGAUACUCUUACCUAGUUCAUUUCCCUCGUAGCAUUGUUGCAAAGACACUAGUCAUCAUCGCCACCUGUCCCUUUGAUUGCUGCAACUUUUGAGGAAAACUCCCAAUUACAGCUGUUUUUUCAUUUUCAUUUACGCUUCUUCCAAGAAUCUAUUUACCACGGGCUCGAGAGCUGAAACUCAUCAAUAUUUCUUUUUAAAAAUAAAUCCUCCUGGUGUUCUGUAUUUUUUAACAGUUUUCUUGAAUCCCAUUUCUCUAGCGGAUUUGGGGGUUCAAAAUUUCCGUUGAAAAGUUAUCGUGGGUUUCCUUCUGAAUUGGUUAUUAUUGUUUUUAGAGCUCUUGGGUUGUGAUCUGAUAAAAGUAAAGUUUUUUGGUUGAAAAUCAACUUCUUUAGAUCCUUUUGGUAAUUUUCUCUGUUAUUGAUAGCUAAGAUUUGUCGGUUUCAUGCUCCUAUCUGUGAAAUAUGCAGCCUGAUCAGCGUAAAAAGGCAUCUGGAGAUGUAGAUUUCUUCACAGAAUAUGGUGAGGGGAGCAGAUAUAGAAUUGAAGAAGUAAUUGGAAAAGGUAGCUAUGGUGUUGUCUGUUCUGCAUAUGACACACGUCUUGGUGAGAAGGUUGCUAUCAAAAAGAUAAAUGAUAUCUUCGAACAUGUCUCUGAUGCUACACGUAUCCUUCGGGAGAUUAAGCUUCUUAGACUUCUUCGGCAUCCAGACAUUGUGGAGAUAAAGCAUAUCUUGUUACCACCUUCAAGAAGGGAAUUCAAGGACAUAUAUGUAGUUUUUGAACUUAUGGAAUCUGAUCUUCAUCAAGUCAUUAAAGCAAAUGAUGAUUUGACUCCAGAACAUUAUCAGUUCUUCCUUUAUCAGCUUCUCAGAGGAUUAAAGUACAUACACACAGCUAAUGUCUUUCACCGAGACCUAAAACCAAAAAAUAUAUUAGCAAAUGCUGACUGCAAGCUCAAGAUCUGUGACUUUGGUCUUGCAAGAGUGGCCUUCAAUGACACACCAACGGCUAUAUUUUGGACAGAUUAUGUCGCAACAAGAUGGUACAGGGCUCCUGAAUUGUGUGGAUCAUUUUUUUCUAAGUACACACCAGCUAUCGAUAUAUGGAGUAUUGGCUGCAUCUUUGCUGAGCUAUUAACUGGAAAGCCUCUUUUUCCUGGGAAGAACGUAGUUCACCAAUUGGAUCUAAUGACUGAUUUGUUGGGAACACCUUCUGCUGAAGCUAUUGCUAGGAUAAGAAAUGAAAAGGCGAGAAGGUACUUGAGCAGUAUGCGUAGAAAAAAGCCUAUACCUUUCUCCCAUAAGUUUCCAAACGCAGAUCCCCUUGCCCUCCGUUUGCUGGAAAGGAUGCUUGCUUUUGAUCCUAAAGAUAGACCUACUGCAGAAGAGGCACUUGCAGACCCGUAUUUCAGGAACUUGGCUAGAGUUGAAAGAGAGCCUUCCGCUCAGCCAGUUACAAAAAUGGAAUUUGAAUUUGAAAGGCGAAGGAUAACAAAAGAGGAUGUAAGAGAGCUAAUAUACCGAGAGAUUCUUGAGUACCAUCCAAAGAUGUUGAAGGAGUACAUAGAGGGGACAGAACCGACAAGUUUCAUGUAUCCUAGUGCAGUUGACAAAUUUAAGAAACAGUUUGCAUAUCUUGAAGAGCACUAUGGAAAAGGUGGAGUGGUUGCUCCUCCCGAGAGACAACAAGCGUCAUCCCUACCCAGGCCAUCUGUGUUAUAUUCAGACAAUUCAGUGCAAAAUCCGGCAGAAGUUGCAAAUGAUCUAUCUAAAUGUUCUAUCAAAGAAGGUGAUAAGUCAAUAAUGGACAGGAAUUCUGGGAUUCCUAUGUCAAGGCUUCCUCUCCAAGUACCUCAAGGUGAUGCUGCUAGGCCUGGUAGGAUUGUCAGUUCUGUGAUGCGCUAUAACGGUGGAUCAGCAGUGACAGCAAGCGAGGCGAUUGAACAGCGAAGAACGCUCAGGAACCCUACUACUAUGCCUCAGUACGCUAUUUCUAACCCUUCGUAUUCCAGGAGACACCCGAGCUGUAAAAACGAAAGGGGAGAAGAUGGCAAUGAAGGAUCCAACACCGUGCCUAAACCCGAUCAGUACAUGGCUAGGAAAGUAGCUGCAGCCCCCGGUGGAUCUGGAAACCAAUGGUAUUGAACGAUUCACAAAAAUACCCAGACUUUUUGCUUACUAUAUUAGCAUUCAAAGAACGAUUCACAAAAAUACCCAGACUUUUUGCUUCCCUGGCGGGCUUGUGAAUGAGUACAGGCAGCACUGAGUAUCAGAAUUUGGCGUUUGGGGACGAUUGGCUUCACGCGAACUCUCAUCCACAAACCGUUUUACGAGUGGAAGGGCACGGAGAAGACAUCGAUGCUGGGAACUUGGUAAGAGUUUCGAGGUUACAUUAAUUUACUUACAUUUCGAUUUUUACCCAUACCUGAAUCUGCAAAGCUGGUGUAAGCACUAACUCUGUAGUUUUGUUUCCACUGAAAACCGGACAUUCUUACCGCCAUGUUUCUUCCUAGUUCCUACGAAUAAGCGCAUGAUUGCAUCCGAUGAUAAUGCAGAACAUUGUUGCCAUAAAACUUCAAAAUCUUGUACCUGUAACUUUCAUGUGUUCCCAAUACUGUCUAAUAUAUUAUUAUAAUUAUUAUGCAAGUCUUGAGGACAUCAUGACAAUUUCAACCAA